AUGCUCCAAAGCGCUAAGGAGAAUCGGAAUCUAAUAAUAAAAUGCGUUUUAUGGACGGUAUUGUUCAGCCAAAUAGUGCACAUUUACGCGUACUCGCAACCUAGUCUGGAUAAGACCACCAAAGAUAAACUCAACCUCAUCCGGCUAGGCGAUGAUGAAUUAACAAAAAUAUUGGAUACCACAUUAUUGUCGCCCGAUGACGCCAAUAGAGCUCAGCUCAUAUUGACAAACAAUGAAAAUUCUACCAAGCCAGAGCUUGAAGAAGGUAGCGCAUCUGGGCCAGUGGAGUCAUCCGCUGCAAAUUCUGACGAGAACACGACUUCUGCGUCAGAGGAGACUACCACAGGGGAUCCAGACGUGAGCUCCACUGCAAUAUCGGAUUCAACGAACCCUGAGCAGACUACUACUUCUGCGCUAGAAGAGACUACCACAAUAGAUCCUGAGCAGACCACCAAUUCAGCGUCAGAAGAAACUACCACUGAGGAUCCUGACGAGAGCACCACUUCUGCACCAGGCGAUAGUACCACAGAGGAUCCUGAGCAGUCCACCACUUCUGCAGCAGAGGAGACUACCACUGAUCAGACCACCACUUCGGCGGCAGACGAUAGCACCACUUCUGCACCAGGCGAUAGUACCACAGAAGAUCCUGAGCAGACCACUACUUCUGCGCCAGAAGAAACUACCACUGAGAAAUCUGAGCAGACCACCACAUCUGCACCAGAGGAGACUACCACAGAGGAUCCUGAAGAUAGCACCACUUCUGCACCAGGCGAAAGUACCACAGAGGAUCCUGAGCAGACCACCACUUCUGCGCCAUACGAAAGUACCACUGCGGAUCCUGACGAGAGCACCACAUCUGCGUCAGAGGAGACUACCACAGAGGAACCAGAGCAGUCCACCACUUCUGCACCAGAGGAGACUACCACUGAGGAUCCUGACGAGAGCACCACUUCUGCACCUGGCGAUAGUACCACAGAGCAUCCUGACCAAACCACCACUUCUGCGCCAGACGAUAAGCAGUCCACCACUUCUGCACCAGACGAUAGUACCACUGCGGAUCCUGACGAUAGCACCACUUCUGCACCAGGCGAUAGUACCACAGAGGAUCCUGAGCAGACCACCACUUCUGCGCCAUACGAAAGUACCACUGCGGAUCCUGACGAGAGCACCACAUCUGCGUCAGAGGAGACUACCACAGAGGAACCAGAGCAGUCCACCACUUCUGCACCAGAGGAGACUACCACUGAGGAUCCUGACGAGAGCACCACUUCUGCACCUGGCGAUAGUACCACAGAGGAUCCUGACCAACCCACCACUUCUGCGCCAGACGAUAGUACCACUGCGGAACCUGACGAGAGCACCACAUCUGCGUCAGGGGAGACUACCACAGAGGAACCAGAGCAGUCCACCACUUCUGCACCAGAGGAGACUACCACUGGGGAUCCUGACGAUAGCACCACUUCUGCACCAGGCGAUAGUACCACAGAGGAUCCUGACCAAACCACCACUUCUGCGCCAGACGAUAGUACCACUGACGAUCCUGACGAGAGCACCACACCUGCGUCAGAGGAGACUACCACAGAGGAACCAGAGCAGUCAACCACUUCUGCACCAGAGGAGACUACCACUGAGGAUCCUGACGUGAGCACCACUUCUGCAUCAGGCGAUAGUACUUCAGAGGAUCCUGACGAGAGCACCACUUCUGCACCAGGCGAUCAGGAUCCUGACGUGAGCACCACUUCUGCAUCAGGCGAUAGUACCACAGAGGAUCCUGACCAGACCACCACUUCUGCGCCAGACGAUAGUACCACUGCAUAUCCUGACGAGAGCACCACUUCUGCGUCAGAGGAGACUACCACAGAGGAACCAGAGCAGUCCACCACUUCUGCACCAGAGGAGACUACCACUGAGGAUCCUGACGAGAGCACCACUUCUGCACCUGGCGAUAGGGAGACUACCACAGAGGAACCAGAGCAGUCCACCACUUCUGCACCAGAGGAGACUACCACUGGGGAUCCUGACGAUAGCACCACUUCUGCACCAGGCGAUAGUACCACAGAGGAUCCUGACCAAACCACCACUUCUGCGCCAGACGAUAGUACCACUGACGAUCCUGACGAGAGCACCACACCUGCGUCAGAGGAGACUACCACAGAGGAACCAGAGCAGUCCACCACUUCUGCACCAGAGGAGACUACUACUGCGGAUCCUGACGAGAGCACCACUUCUGCACCAGGCGAUAGUAGCACAGAGGAUCCUGACCAGACCACCACUUCUGCGCCAGACGAUAGUACCACUGCAUAUCCUGACGAGAGCACCACUUCUGCACCAGAGGAGACUACCACUGAGGAUCCUGACGUGAGCACCACUUCUGCAUCAGGCGAUAGUACCACAGAGGAUCCUGACGUGAGCACCACUUCUGCAUCAGGCGAUAGUACCACAGAGGAUCCUGACCAGACCACCACUUCUGCGCCAGACGAUAGUACCACUGCAUAUCCUGACGAGAGCACCACUUCUGCGUCAGAGGAGACUACCACAGAGGAACCAGAGCAGUCCACCACUUCUGCACCAGAGGAGACUACCACUGAGGAUCCUGACGUGAGCACCACUUCUGCAUCAGGCGAUAGUACCACAGAGGAUCCUGAGCAGACCACUUCUUCUGCGCCAGAAGAUAGUACCACAGAGGAUCCUAGCCAGACCACCACUUCUGCGCCAGACGAUAGUACCACUGAGGAUCCUGACGAGAGCACCACAUCUGCGUCAGAGGAGACUACCACAGAGGAACCAGAGCAGUCCACCACUUCUGCACCAGAGGAGACUACCACUGAGGAUCCUGACGUGAGCACCACUUCUACAUCAGGCGAUAAAACUACAGAGGAUCCUGACAAGACCACUACUUCUGCGCCAGACGAUAGUACCACUGCGGAUCCUGACGAGAGCACCACAUCUGCGUCAGAGGAGACUACCACAGAGGAACCAGAGCAGUCCACCACUUCUGCACCAGAGGACACUACCACUGAGGAUCCUGACGAUAGCACAACUUCUGCACCAGGCGAUAGUACCACAGAGGAUCCUGACCAAACCACCUCUUCUGCGCCAGACGAUAGUACCACUGCGGAACCUGACGAGAGCACCACAUCUGCGUCAGAGGAGACUACCACAGAGGAACCAGAGCAGUCCACCACUUCUGCACCAGAGGAGACUACCACUGAGGAUCCUGACGUGAGCACCACUUCUACAUCAGGCGAUAAAACUACAGAGGAUCCUGACAAGACCACUACUUCUGCGCCAGACGAUAGUACCACUGCGGAUCCUGACGAGAGCACCACAUCUGCGUCAGAGGAGACUACCACAGAGGAACCAGAGCAGUCCACCACUUCUGCACCAGAGGACACUACCACUGAGGAUCCUGACGAUAGCACCACUUCUGCACCAGGCGAUAGUACCACAGAGGAUCCUGACCAAACCACCUCUUCUGCGCCAGACGAUAGUACCACUGCGGAACCUGACGAGAGCACCACAUCUGCGUCAGAGGAGACUACCACAGAGGAACCAGAGCAGUCCACCACUUCUGCACCAGAGGAGACUACCACUGAGGAUCCUGACGUGAGCACCACUUCUGCAUCAGGCGAUAGUACCACAGAGGAUCCUGAGCAGACCACUUCUUCUGCGCCAGAAGAUAGUACCACAGAGGAUCCUAGCCAGACCACCACUUCUGCACCAGGCGAUAGUACCACUGCGGAUCCUGACGAGAGCACCACAUCUGCGUCAGAGGAGACUACCACAGAGGAACCAGAGCAGUCAACCACUUCUGCACCAGAGGAGACUACCACUGAGAAUCCUGACGAGAGCACCACUUCUGCAUCAGGCGAUAAAACUACAGAGGAUCCUGACGAGAGCACCACUUCUGCACCAGGCGAUAGUACCACUGCGGAUCCUGACGAGAGCAGCACAUCUGCGUCAGAGGAGACUACCACAGAGGAACCAGAGCAGUCCACCACUUCUGCACCAGAGGAGACUACCACUGAGGAUCCUGACGUGAGCACCACUUCUGCAUCAGGCGAUAGUACCACAGAGGAUCCUGACCAGACCACCACUUCUGCGCCAGACGAUAGUACCACUGCAUAUCCUGACGAGAGCACCACUUCUGCGUCAGAGGAGACUACCACAGAGGAACCAGAGCAGUCCACCACUUCUGCACCAGAGGAGACUACCACUGAGGAUCCUGACGUGAGCACCACUUCUGCAUCAGGCGAUAGUACCACAGAGGAUCCUGACCAGACCACCACUUCUGCGCCAGACGAUAGUACCACAGAGGAUCCUAGCCAGACCACCACUUCUGCGCCAGACGAUAGUACCACUGAGGAUCCUGACGAGAGCACCACAUCUGCGUCAGAGGAGACUACCACAGAGGAACCAGAGCAGUCCACCACUUCUGCACCAGAGGAGACUACCAAUGAGGAUCCUGACGUGAGCACCACUUCUACAUCAGGCGAUAAAACUACAGAGGAUCCUGACGAGAGCACCACUUCUGCACCAGGCGAUAGUACCACUGCGGAUCCUGACGAGAGCAGCACAUCUGCGUCAGAGGAGACUACCACAGAGGAACCAGAGCAGUCCACCACUUCUGCACCAGAGGAGACUACCACUGAGGAUCCUGACGUGAGCACCACUUCUGCAUCAGGCGAUAGUACCACAGGGGAUCCUGACCAGACCACCACUUCUGCGCCAGACGAUAGUACCACUGCAUAUCCUGACGAGAGCACCACUUCUGCGUCAGAGGAGACUACCACAGAGGAACCAGAGCAGUCCACCACUUCUGCACCAGAGGAGACUACCACUGAGGAUCCUGACGUGAGCACCACUUCUGCAUCAGGCGAUAGUACCACAGAGGAUCCUGACCAGACCACCACUUCUGCGCCAGACGAUAGUACCACUGCAUAUCCUGACGAGAGCACCACUUCUGCGUCAGAGGAGACUACCACUGAGGAUCCUGACGUGAGCACCACUUCUGCAUCAGAGCAGUCCACCACUUCUGCACCAGAGGAGACUACUACUGCGGAUCCUGACGAGAGCACCACUUCUGCACCAGGCGAUAGUAGCACAGAGGAUCCUGACCAGACCACCACUUCUGCGCCAGACGAUAGUACCACUGCAUAUCCUGACGAGAGCACCACUUCUGCAUCAGGCGAUAGUACCACAAAGGAUCCUGAGCAGACCACCACUUCUGCGCCAGACGAUAGUACCACUGCAUAUCCUGACGAGAGCACCACUUCUGCAUCAGGCGAUAGUACCACAAAGGAUCCUGAGCAGACCACUUCUUCUGCGCCAGAAGAUAGUACCACAGAGGAUCCUGGCCAGACCACCACUUCUGCGCCAGAAGAUAGUACCACUGAGGAUCCUGACGAGAGCACCACAUCUGCGUCAGAGGAGACUACCACAGAGGAACCAGAGCAGUCCACCACUUCUGCACCAGAGGAGACUACCACUGAGGAUCCUGACGUGAGCACCACUUCUGCAUCAGGCGAAAGUACCACAGAGGAUCCUGAGCAGACCUCUUCUUCUGCGCCAGAAGAUAGUACCACAGAGUAUCCUGGCCAGACCACCACCUCUGCGCCAGACGAUAGUACCACUGAGGAUCCUGACGAGAGCACCACAUCUGCGUCAGAGGAGACUACCACAGAGGAACCUGAGCAGUCCACCACUUCUGCACCAGAGGAGACUACCAAUGAGGAUCCUGACGAGAGUACCACAUCCACACCAGAUAAGACUACCAAGGAGGAACAAGAGCCAACUUCCACUUCUGCACCAGAGGGGACGACUUCUGAAGAUCCCGAGCAGAGCACAACAUCUGUGGUAGAGGAGACAACCAAAGAGGAUCCUGAUAAGAGCACCACAUCUGCGUCAGAAGAAACUAGCACAGGGGAUCCUGAGCAGACCACUACUUCUGUGCCAAAGAAGUCUACCACAGAGGAUCCUAACAAGAGCACCAGUUCUGCAUCUACGACAAAGGAACCAUACGAGAGCACCACUUCUGUGCCAGAUUCAACCUACCCUGAGCAGAGCACCCCUCCUGGGCCAGAAGAUUCUACUACAGCGCUUCCUGAGGAAAGCACUUCUGCGCCAGAGAAGACUUCUACAAAUAUACCCGAUCCCACGCAACCUGUACAGAGCACCUCUUCUGCGCCACAGACGACCUCCACAUCAGCACCAGACGCUAGUACCACUUCUGAGGCAGAGGAGUCUACUACAGCUAGGCAGGAGACAACUACCGAACCUGAAGAAAGCAGCUUGUCGCCAGAGGACUCUUCGACCACGAGAUCGAGUAGUUCUUCUUCCGGAUCUGAAACCACUUCCAUACCGAUUACGUCGACUUCCUCCCUACCCCCGCUAUCGUGUAGUAGCGGGUAUCCUUUCCUUCCGUUCCCAUCCGAUUGUCGAAAGUAUAUCCAGUGUAGUGGGGAUGUGGAGUACAUUAUGGACUGUCCCCCCACACUCUAUUGGGACUAUAAAAAUCUCGCCUGUGUUCCAGAUAGCAGAGGGUGUUAUAGUGAUGAAGGAAUCCAGAAGCCCGAGGAAAAUGUUUGCAGCGGAGGAGCGAACUACUUACCGGAUCCAAGUGACUGCACCAAGUUCAUCCAAUGCAGCAACGGUCAGCCCAUCUAUCUGCAAUGUUCCAAGCCCCUAUACUGGAACCCAGUAGCCAAUAGAUGCGACUGGUCGGACGAAUACUGCCAGAAAGAUAAGCUCAUCGAUUUAAAGGUUUGUGGUGAGCCAGGCAUGAAGUAUGAUGGUUUCCCUGGCGACUGUUCGAGGUACAUAAAGUGCUCUGAAACUGGACAAAUCCUGAUGAGCUGCAAUCCCGGACUGUACUGGAAUCCCAUUGAAAACGUUUGCGGAAAUUCACAGCGGUUCUGCAAUUAAGU
Drosophila bipectinata is the source of this 6926-nucleotide messenger RNA. Lineage: Eukaryota; Metazoa; Arthropoda; Insecta; Diptera; Drosophilidae. The record is from RefSeq and is a predicted model, not a curated record.